Molecule: messenger RNA, 1872 nt
Organism: Boeremia exigua
Lineage: Eukaryota; Fungi; Ascomycota; Dothideomycetes; Pleosporales; Didymellaceae
Exons: 2
Coding region: 1-1872 (623 amino acids)
Source: RefSeq, a predicted model, not a curated record
AUGGCUGUGCACAAGCACUCAAUAACGGAUGAUUGGACCACGCAAACACUUGUGCCGUUUCUUUACUAUGCAUUUGCGUCUACGCUCCCAUAUCCUGCCGAUAUUUCAGACCACAUUCGACGGGCCAUUGACUUCUGCCUGCAGAAACCAGAUCACCCCAGCGAUGGCGAUGAUCUGAUCUUCGAGCGUGUGUUCAUGGCUAUCAUGCAUAGACACAAGAACUUGGCGCCUGACCUUGAGAUGGUUGUUGACAAUCUGGAGCCUCUGGCGAAGUAUCUUAUUCGACGAGCACAACUGAAAGGUCCGUAUGAACUGUUGGAUCGGUCAGAUAUUGGAAGUGACGCUUGGAUAGAGUAUGAGCAGCAAAGGCGAGGCAAACUUGUUAUCGAGCCUAAAGCAAUCCAGAGCGAGCAACUUCCACCUAUGCGGUCGUCCACUGCACCCUCGAAAGCACCCCCAGCUGAAGACAACCUUGACCCGAGGCUUGUACAUGCGCAGCCAGGUCACUUUACAGCAACGUAUUUCCCAACGCAGCUAACUACAGACGAGGAUAGACACUAUCGCCGUCAGAACCGUGACUACGAGUAUAACCGGGCGCACAAACAGCAAAAGCAAAUUCACGGGCCCAUAGUGUCAACUCAAAGUCGCGAUACAUCUCACGGUCGAUCCAAUAUCGAUCGUAUAAGUACGUUCGCUCAAUCUAGGCCGCAUGCUUUGCAUGAGGAGCAACAUCAGCGACCUCCACAGGUCCCCGCGUACGUCCACCACCGGCCCCAAGACCAAGCAGUACCACCGCGACAGAUAACGCCAACCACACAGUGGCCUUUACAGGAGCGGUCCCGACAGCCACGACCAGAACCUUCGAGUUAUUAUCCAGAUGAUACUGUCAUGAAACUUGGCACAACUACGCAAUACACGCAACGGCAAACCCAGCCAGCCCAGCAUCCAUCGACCCAGCACCAGUCGAUCCUAUCCAAAGCAGUGAUUUACUCGGAGGUGCAGCCGCAGCCAUCACAGCUGGUCAAGCCAUCUGGUCAGCAUCCAAGUUUCUGUCAACCACUACCUCGGCUCCCGCCUACUUCAAAGAACUUCCCCCCUUCACGCUUCGCCCCUGUUCCAAUACCUCUUGCGUCCCAGCCCCGAGCCACCGUACCAAGCAGUGACUUCACCCAUUUGCGAGGCAAUGACUGGUCCAACGCAGCUCAGCAGCGCGCCCGGGAGGUAGCAGCAAAGAUCACGAAGUGGGAGCAAGAAGUGACAACACAAGAAAUGAUGCGCCACCAGCAGGCUAUUGCACCGAUGCCCUCGAACCUUAACUCUACCAGUAACAUGUACAGUCCCAACGGGUCCUCAUAUACCCUCCCUCCGCGCUCAACAGCCGCGAUGACUCAAUCCACCGCAUCUGCCUACGCUCAUGCUCAGCCUGUGUCUUCUGCUACAUAUGCGCCACCAACCCCGGCAGCUAGGACUUGGGGUAAGGCACUUCCUGACCACUUCGCAAGACCGAUUCUACCGAAACCCGAAGAGGUGCGCAGCCGUUAUCAUACUCCACAGCAGAAGCCCUAUACGGUGCCACCGCUGUUGCCAACACUCAGAGCGCAGCAGAUGCAAGCCCCGUUCCAAUCACAGGGCCAGAUGUCCGCCUCAUUCCAUGCGCAGAAUGUAAAGAUGCAUACUCCGCUACCGGCAGUUGAAGGAGUGCAGGCCGACGCCUUUUCGCAGCUGCAAUGUGCGGCUGCUUCAAGCGACGCAGUGUUGGCGCAACCGGAGCUGGGAGCUGGGCUGGGUGAGUUUGAUAUGCGGGCGCUGGGUGCUUUGGAGGAUUGGCUGCGCAAAAAUGGUGGUGGAAGCGCAAAGGCGGAUGGCGUCUGA